This is a messenger RNA of Volvox carteri f. nagariensis, 1860 nucleotides long. RefSeq lists its product as uncharacterized. The record is from RefSeq and is a predicted model, not a curated record. The transcript is spliced from 7 exons. The coding region runs from base 1 to 1860 and encodes 619 amino acids. NCBI's taxonomy places the organism in Eukaryota, Viridiplantae, Chlorophyta, Chlorophyceae, Chlamydomonadales, Volvocaceae.
AUGGCCGGAGUCAUGAUGUGCGCAGCAGUCCGCAAUUCAGCUUAUCCUUUUGUCCGCCGGUGGUUUGAGCCUAAGUGUCACGGCCGGCGCUUGUCCAAUAUAGAUAAGGUGUUCUUGGGCAUUGGAGUUGGAGCGAGUAGGGUCAAGGCGAUCAGCGGGCAGACCAUGUGGGGGGGGGCCCACCAAGCGGAUCAACGGGGCGGAGCAGGGAAGCUGUUCAAGGUAUCGAAAGUGUGCAACUCCAUCGGCCAUUUUGGAGACACUACUUUGAAAUUGCAUCACGAGGACCUCUUACCAUGCUACGACCUUCCGCGGGGUGGAAGCUCAUACCGGACGAUGCGCACAGGUGGCGAUCGGCAGAACGCAGCGAGCUGGAUCCGAGAACGUACACGCCCCAGCACGCGAAACCCAUACAUUCGGUGGUACCAGCAAAACAAGACGCUGGUAUGGGGUGCUGCAGCUGCUGCUGUUACCCUUUACGCUACGUAUAAGGUGACAGCGAGCGCUGCCCCUUUGAAAGAUGAAAAGGAUGGCGUGGAGCGGCCGGCACGGAAUCAGCAAAGCCAAUUCUUGCGGCUGCGGAACAUGAUGAAGAACUAUUCCACGGCGGCUUCAACAAUUGCAGAGACUGCCGCACUUGUGUCGGGGGACCUGCAAGCGUUUCUGACCUCCGACUCAUCGGAGUUGCCGCAGAGCCUUCGCCAGCUUAACAAGCUUUUCCAGGCAUCAGAGCUGCAAGAAACAGUGUCGACUUUCACGGCUUCCGUUGUUCGUGGCGUGGCAAAGGCAACUGGUGGGCCCCAGUCUCCCAAUGCCCCGCCGUUGGUGGACACCAUCAUCGAGGCCGUGUUGUCAGAACGCGGCCGGGGACUCAUCGGUAUGGCCGUUGGUGUCGCCAUGCGGAACUCCACCACUGCGGUCUGCGAAUUUAUUGAGCGGCGUAUGGAAUCUGCGACAUUGAGCUCGGGGUCCGUCUCCGGUCUGGGCGUGAAGGACAUCCUUGACCUGCUGGCAAGCGACCAGGGCGAAAAGGUCCUCACCAUGCUCCUCACGCACAGCAUCCGCACGGCAGUCACCUCCUACGUGGACGCUACCGCCGGCUACAACCUGUACAACGACAUGCUGGCUAGCCUGGUCAAGCAGGAGCAUCGCGACGCGCUGACCGACCUGCUCAGCCGCAUCUCCGCAUCUUUCUGCAGAGAGGCCGUGCUGUCAUACCGCCGCGCAUCCGCAAUGGGCGCUGCCUCCUUUAGCUUUCCCAGCGGCACCGCUGCCUCCGCCUCCACCUCAGCACCCUCCCACACCCCGGCCAAUCACGCCUUCGCCUCCAAACACUCUGCAGCCAACGCAACCACGAUUGCCAUGGUUGCAAACGAGCCCGGGGUACCCGCGGAGGCGUCCCGCGCGGUCUCUCUGCCCGCGGUCAAGUCCAACGGACACCUGCCAGUUGCACAGGCGAACUUGAGGUCGUCACAAAGCUCGCAACUGAAUAAGCAGUACAGCCUCGGAAGCAGCAGCGGCUUUCUCGGCGGUGUGAGCAGCAAUGCAUUGGCUGCGGCUCUGGGGCGUGGCAUGGUGGCGCAGGCGCCGCCGGCCUGGUUGCGGCAGGUGGUUGAGUUGGUAAGGGAGCGGGACGUCCGGAGCUUGGCGGUGGAUAUGGUCAAACACGCGAGCAGGGAGGCAACCCGCGGGGCCGUGGAGGGAUUUCUGCAGGGUACGGCGACGGGCGGCUCUGAGCAAGUUGGCAGCGGAGUGCUGGUGUUGCCGCCGAGCGCCGCGGGCUACAAGCUAUUUGUGAUGGCCACCCUCGCAGUCUCGCUCUGCACGUAUGUCCUGUCGCCGCGGGUAAUGCUGCUCUGA